Agelaius phoeniceus (red-winged blackbird) is the source of this 1053-nucleotide messenger RNA. It is a transcript of the gene CLTA, whose product is annotated as clathrin light chain A. Gene Ontology annotation, biological process: clathrin-dependent endocytosis; intracellular protein transport. The record is from RefSeq and is a predicted model, not a curated record. Gene Ontology annotation, molecular function: clathrin heavy chain binding; structural molecule activity. Gene Ontology annotation, cellular component: plasma membrane; clathrin coat of trans-Golgi network vesicle; postsynaptic endocytic zone cytoplasmic component. Lineage: Eukaryota; Metazoa; Chordata; Aves; Passeriformes; Icteridae.
GGCGCGGUGCGGAGCCGCAGCUGCUUGUCCGCCUUCACCCAUGGCCGACAUGGAGCUCUUCAGUGCCCAGCAGCCGCAGCAGCCACCCGCUGGGAACGGGAUGCCCGACGGUGGCGAGGAGGAUCCCGCCGCCGCUUUCCUGGCGCAGCAGGAGAACGAGAUCGCGGGCAUCGAGAACGACGAGGGCUACGGCAUCCUGGAGAACGGCGAGGUGCCCGAGGCACUGCAGGGUCCCGAGGGCCUCGGCGCGGAUGCCGUUGAUGGAGUGGUUAACGGGGAUGUCUAUCAGGAGAGUAAUGGUCCCACAGACUGCUAUGCUGCCAUCUCCCAAGUAGAUCGACUGCAGUCAGAACCAGAAAGUAUUCGUAAGUGGAGAGAGGAGCAAAAGGAGCGUCUGGAGCAACUUGAUGCAAACUCACGAAAGCAGGAAGCAGAAUGGAAAGAGAAAGCAAUAAAAGAGUUGGAAGAGUGGUAUGCAAGGCAAGAUGAAAAGCUCGAGAAAACAAAAGCCAGUAACAGGGUGGCAGAUGAAGCUUUCUACAAACAACCCUUCGCUGACGUGAUUGGUUAUGUCACAAACAUAAAUCAUCCUUGCUACAGCCUAGAACAGGCAGCUGAAGAAGCCUUUGUGAAUGAUGCAGAAGAAGUUUUUCCUGGCACUGAGUGGGAACGUGUGGCUCAGCUCUGUGACUUUAAUCCCAAGUCUAGUAAGCAGGCAAAAGAUGUGUCCCGCAUGCGUUCAGUCCUCAUCUCGCUCAAGCAGGCUCCACUGGUUCGCUGAAGCAAAGCUCAAUGGAGACACUACAAAUGCAAUAUCUUAACCUUACUCAGAGAAGCUGUGUUUGCAGUAAUUUGAUUUAUUGUUUCAAUGUGUAUUUUUGGACCACAUCAUGAUGUAUCUAGAGCUGAUCAUCGUUUGAUUGCAUGUUCUUCCUGAUGUUUCCUUUCUGUGUCUGAAAUGGGAGAACCUCCAAAACUGUAGUCUCUGUGCUGUUGUGCACCGAGGUGUCACUUCCUACAUUACUGAUAUUAAAGAUCUGUUAAACAGCAAAA